This is a messenger RNA of Micromonas pusilla CCMP1545, 651 nucleotides long. RefSeq lists its product as uncharacterized. Bases 1 to 651 code for a protein of 216 amino acids. The record is from RefSeq and is a predicted model, not a curated record. The transcript has a single exon. Lineage: Eukaryota; Viridiplantae; Chlorophyta; Mamiellophyceae; Mamiellales; Mamiellaceae.
AUGGGAAUCUUCAGCAAGGGGACGAGGAGCAAGGGCGUGACGCUGAAGCACAAGCAGGCGGGGCAGUCGAAGAACCUUCAGAUCGCGAAGAAGGACAGGACCGCGGCGUACAAGUACAAGGAGGCGUUCAUGAAGGAGGCGAUGGCGCGGCAUCUCGCCGCGGCGACCGCCGCGGUGAACGGCGAAUCCGUCGCGCCGACGUCGUCGGCCGCGACGACGACGCCGACGCUCGAGACGAAGGACGUCGCCGCCGCGCGCGCGCGCGCGAUGGCGGCGCCCAAGGCGGACACGACAAAGCUCGGCCGCGCGAACGUCGGCGCGAAGCUCCGGUCGAAGGUGGACGGGAAGCUGAUAUCGGACCCGGGGACGUACCUCGUCGGGGCGCUGCGAUUCGAGGGACGGAAGCGACCGACGCCGAAGAAGAAAAAGAAGACGGGAGAACGGGGGGAAGACGCGGGCGAAGGCGGCGCGGCGGACGACGCGACGAAGAUAGGACACCUGAUGCGACCGCUGAAAGGGGACGAGAUCGACUUCGCGACGACGGUGGACACGAACGUGCGGCUGCCCGCGUACGCGCGAGGGAAGAAGACGCUGGCGGGGAAGAGGAAGAAGAACAAAAAGAAAAACGCGCUCGCCGCGCGCGGAUGCUGA